Sabethes cyaneus is the source of this 2940-nucleotide messenger RNA. RefSeq names its product nuclear exosome regulator NRDE2. The record is from RefSeq and is a predicted model, not a curated record. Gene Ontology annotation, cellular component: catalytic step 2 spliceosome. Gene Ontology annotation, biological process: regulatory ncRNA-mediated post-transcriptional gene silencing; negative regulation of RNA catabolic process. The transcript is spliced from 3 exons. Bases 48 to 2891 code for a protein of 947 amino acids. NCBI's taxonomy places the organism in Eukaryota, Metazoa, Arthropoda, Insecta, Diptera, Culicidae.
UACAGUACCUAAUAGUGCUACGUAGUAUAGGUAACUUUAGCCCUGCCAUGUCAUUAUUUCCGGCUUAUUCAGCUGCAGUUACCGAUAGCUCUGAUGCAUCUGUUCCAGCGAAACCGGAUGAUCUGCACUGGUUAACCAAUCAGAGUUUUAUCGCUUUCCCAAUCGACCAACCUGCUCCCGCUUCUGGUGCGGAUCGCUCCUGUUCUGCCGAAUCCAGUAGUCAGCAGCAGCAGCAGCCUGCCACUGCUACUCGCAAGCGUAAACAGAAAAAGAAACGAAAAAAGCACAAAACACAUCACAGCGGUUCAGAGGAUGAAGCAGAUAAAAAGAAGGGAGUUGCUCAGAAGCCAGUUCGUGUUUCAGAAGAGGAAUUCUACACGGAUUUAGAAGGUUUGCGAAUCUACCUCACCGUGGAUACGUUGCACAAACCAGCUUGUCCUCGUUACAAAUUAGGACCGUAUCGUUUUAAUUCUCAAUCGCCCAAUCGUAAAAACGGAAGAAAACUGCGAUAUUUUAAAUAUCUUAAACCCUUUAAUAGCUUAGACGUGCGCAGGAAAGCCAUAUCUUUAGAAAAGGAAUCAGAGCUUGAAAAGGCAGCAAGAGAUGACAAUUCCGUAGCAAAAUGGAUAGAAUACUUUCACUAUAAAGUAGACAACCCAGUUCAUAUGGAUAGCUAUCAGAAUCAUAAAGCAGAGCUGAGUAUCGUUGAAAAAGCUAUGCGACAGCACCCGGACAACAACGAACUUCUCACAUUGUGGCUAGACCAAAUUGUGAAAGUAUUUCCAACGGACGAAGUGCUAGAAAUGAUCGAACGGUUGAUUUCUAAAGACAACACAAAUGUCCUACUGUGGGAUGCACUGAUUGCAAAUAAGCAAGGAGCGAUGGCUCAAUGCAUAGCUCCCAAUGUGCUUCGUCUAUAUGAGAAGAGCAUACGAUCGCUAUUCUUAGCAAAACGCAGCGAUGAAGUUAUGCUAAAAUUUUUCAAAAAAUGCUCGCUGUUCUGUAGACAGUCAGGUUUGUGGGAAAAAUUCUUUGGAUUAGUUCAACUGACAGUUAGCUUGAACAUGAGUACGGAGUUCGCUAACAAAAAACAGCUAUUUGCGUCACCAGAGCACUACACUCAACUGAUUGAAUAUGAAGAACUGAUUCUGAAGUCUGGAUUACCCAUGAAUGAAAUAUGGUUGAGAAUCGAGAAGCUACGCGGCGCUUUUCAUUUUCUGCCGUUUGAGGGAGCAAAAAUGUGCGGUGACCCACAGAGAAUGAUUCUACAAGAGGACAUUGUAGGGUUUGUUUACCCUCUCAUCAAUCGUGAGUAUACAUUUGAUCUGGCCAUUUUGAUACUGAAGCUGAUGAAGUAUCCAUUCGAAAGUAACGCAUUCGAAAGGUGCAGUUUUUUCAAACCAGAAGCAUAUGAAGCAGACCAUUCGGAGCAGCUGUUGCCCUUGUUUCUUGAAAUUAAUAGAAACACAAAAUAUGAUAUCACCGUUUUAAGUCUAAUCAAAGAGUUAAACACGCCUCCAUCGUAUAUAAACACUAAUCUGGCCUUUGAAUCAUACCUCGAUCUAAUGCGCGAACUGAUUGUCGCAUUAUCGGUGCACUUCACUGAUGAAAAGCAUGCCAUAUUAUUGCUACUGUAUCUUAAACUAGAGCGAAUUUUGAUUGUUUUCGAUAAAAUAUCCGAUUCUCUCAGCGAAUCACGCAAGAAAUCCUGUAGAAGCCGUGUUAAGAAUUUGCUGAAAAAGAGCAAUAAUCCAAACAAUCUCCGUUUCUAUAUUGAGUACGGGCUUAUCGAAUACGAAAUGGAAGGCUGGGCUGAAAGCUGCAUAAAAAUUUUCAACAUUUCAGCUCAAGUUUUCUUUCAAAAUGAUGCUUCAUCAGAAGAUGACCUGUUUGCUCUGAUACUCAGUGUCACGGAUAUCUUAAUAAAAGAAAAGAGGAAGGAGCAGGCAGUUUACCUGCUAACGACACUGGCCUUAAAUCCCAGUAAGAUACGGUUUGAUGAAACGUUCGAAACGCCAAGUGAUCCGGUAAAACUUCUCGCAUUACAGAAGUUCAACGAACGUGCAGCUCGUCUAUUAAUGGAAGAAGAUCAGAUAGAAUGCAUCCCACUGGAAUAUUACUUCACGGCCAAUCCUUUAAUCAACGCCAUAAAGGCAUACCUCUACUGUCUUGCUCUAGUUAAAUCCACAACAGAAACCAUAAAGAAGCUUGAAGGUUUUCUAUUCCAAUUCAACAAUACAGCCGAUCAGAGACACCUUUUCGUCCGUGAACACUUAUACGAAAUCUAUUUGAAAAUUCUAACUUUUCGUAUCGAAGAGUUCACGAAUAAUUCUUUGCUACAAGCGGUAGAUCGCGUGUUACAUGAAUUCCCGGAAAAUAUGACCGCAAUUCGAUUCUGUGCAUUCUUGGACACAAUCUCCUGGUUUCAGAUUCGAACCACUUUAGGCAAAUAUCUGACCGUUCGUUCAGUGCUUCUAUUGACAGUGACCGGUCGUACCCGCAGUUCGUACGACAUAAACGACCCAGACGGUGAACAGUUACCUCGACAGACUUAUAAGCGUCGACUGUUAAAUUUGCUUAAGCAUAGCGUCCGACGGGAGUCCACAUUGCGACAGAAUGCCCUCCUGUGGAGGCUCUACCUAAGAGAACUUUUUGAUCAACCCAGCAGUGUGAAUCCAGCCGCUACCACGAACGGUCAGGACAAUGUGCUGGAACAGUGUCGUAAAACGUUGUACAUGGCUCUGGAGGCAUGUCCGUGGAAUAAGGCACUCUAUUUGGAUGGAGCGUUUUUUGCACCGCAGGAGCUUUCCCACCUGCUGGAUUUGCUGAUGGAAAAACAGCUCCGGAUACACGCGAUACCGGAAGAACUGGAGAUACUGCGGAACGAGUGAUUGAAAAAUAGGCACCCUAUUUUUGCAGGGGUGUAAACUAACAAUACGA